Corticium candelabrum is the source of this 1505-nucleotide messenger RNA. Its product is annotated as G-patch domain and KOW motifs-containing protein-like. Gene Ontology annotation, molecular function: nucleic acid binding. Gene Ontology annotation, cellular component: spliceosomal complex. The record is from RefSeq and is a predicted model, not a curated record. Bases 9 to 1451 code for a protein of 480 amino acids. The transcript is spliced from 12 exons. Gene Ontology annotation, biological process: mRNA splicing, via spliceosome. Lineage: Eukaryota; Metazoa; Porifera; Homoscleromorpha; Homosclerophorida; Plakinidae.
GAUACAGAAUGGCGGAUGGAAAGUUAACUUUCACGUUUGCCAAGAAGACAACUAAGAGACAACUUGAUUCUGGUUCCUCUAGUCAAUUUCAACAUGAAAUCGCAGAGAGCAAUCAAGAAAGAGAUUUCGUUGUCGCUGUUUCUGAUAAAGAAAUAGAAAGUGUUGUUCCUCAAAAGGUUAAGACAGAGUAUAUAAUUCCUAUGAAAAAGAAAUCAGUGCUGGGGUUUGGUCGUGGCAUCAAGGACGUUGCUGCUGGAAAUGAAUGUCAAACAAGUGUAAGUCAAGAAGACAAGGAAGCUGCAGAAGCAAUCAUGAAAGAUCUUCAUAAUACUGAAAAUGAAAUGGGUUUUGGUGAUUCACAACUUAUUCCCAUGAUUCGACGGAAUCGAACUGUGGGGGAAGAUGAGGCCACUGCACUAGCCAAUGACUCGGCAACCUUGCCAGAACAGAGCAAUUUGGAUGAUUACGACAACAUGCCAAUUGAGCAGUUUGGAGCAGCUUUGAUUAGAGGAAUGGGAUGGAAAGAGGGAGCACCAAUUGGAUUAACUAACAAAGAGGUAGUAAAGCCUAUUGAGUAUGUUCGUAGACAACCAGGGCAAGGAUUGGGAGCUGUGUCUAAACAAGUAAAUGUUGGAAAACUUAAAAAGUUGGGUGAUAAAGACAAAUAUAAGACGUUAUACGACAAGGAUGGACGAGUGAGGCAUGUGAGAGAAUUGGACGAAGAGUUGAGUGAAGCACCUCCAAAUGAGAUGAAGGUGGGAGCUUUUGUUCAUGUUGUUGCUGGUUUCCACAAAGGUUUCUAUGGAAAGGUGACAAGUUUAGAUGAAGACACAGCACAUGCUGUUGUUGAGGUGCCCAAUAUGAAGCGCCCACUUGCUGUGAGUCAACAUAAUCUUGAAGUUGUAGACAAAACUGCGUACAGUGAAGGCUUGCGUCAAUCAAAAGAGGAAACAAGUGGUGGAGAUAGAAAUGGGCAAAACAAGCAUGGGCAGCAAGAGUCAGUUAAGUCCAAGCAUAGACAAAGCAGUCCUCAUAAGAGUAGUAAGAAGACAAGCAAGAGCAAGAGAUCUGAUGAAGACCAUUGGCUACACCCCAACAUUCGAGUUCGAGUAGUCAGUAAACAUUAUCGUAAAGGUGCUUUCUACAAUGAAAAAGUAUCAAUUGUGGAUGUUGUUAGUGCAGACACCUGCAUAUGCAAGACUGAUGAUAAAGAACUUCUGGAAGAUGUGAGGCAAGACAUGCUAGAGACAGUAGUUCCCAAGCAAUCUGAUUCUCUAGUCUGCAUAGUACUUGGGAAGCAGCAAGGACAGUUGGGCAGAUUAGUUGAGAAGAACAAGUCAAAAUGCCAAGCAAUCGUUCAGUUAUUACAAGACCAAAGUGCAGUAAGAUUAGAUUAUGACCAACUAGCAGAAUACACGGGUAAUCCUGACACCGCGGAUGAUGUCUACUAAUAUCGGAUAUACAUAACUGUUAGUUAUAAUCAUAUAUAGACCAUUUUGAAUUGA